AGAAUCAGCUGAAAGCUCCGUUACUUUCCAGCCACCGGCACCCAAGACCACGCCCGAGCCCAAGCCCCGACCGCCAGCCCGCCUCGCCCCCUCAGCCCGCCCCAAGGCUCCCUCCAUGGCCUCCUGCAGGGCUUGAGGUGGUCAGGCUCCCCACAGUGCUGCCCCUCGCAGUGCCAGGGCAGUGCCACACCUGUAAGCUGCGGCGCCAUGCCCGAUCUGAGGGCGCCGCUGGCCUGUUACUGCCGCUAACACAUGCUGGACUACUGCUACUACUACUACAACUACUAUCAGUGAGCUUCUUCUACCAUAUCCACCCAUGCCAUAACACCACCACCACCACCACUGCAGCAGAGAUGGAUUUUGAAAGCCCUGAUGUGGAGAAGGAGUUUCCGGGCCUGUACGCCUCCGAGUCCUCCAGACGCAGCGACAGCGAUUACUAAAGAAUUCUGAGCACCGAUUCUGUAGCGGAAAGUGUUGGUGUGUGUCAUUGCUUGCCGCUCUAAUAUGCAUGACGCUCUCGUAAAUUAGCACAGAUGGAGACAGCGGGCAUGAACGGGGGGGCAAGAAGGAGCUGUUGAGAAGCAAAAAGAAGGAGCGGAACGACAAGAAGAAAGACAAGGGUUACGCGGCGCUCGGAGAAGACAGCUCGCCAGACGACAUGGAGGGCCAGGACACAAGGAAUCCUUUGAAGCCCAAGAAGCAAAAAUCCUUCAAGUUCCUCCACAAGAGAGAGAAAGAGGAGAAGGAGGACAGGAAGGAGGAGAAGAGGAAGGAGAAGGUGGAGAGAAAGAUUGACAAGCGGAAGGAGAAGGAGGAGCGGAGGAAGGAGAAGGAGGAGAAAAAGAGGUUUAAGAAGGACAAGAAGAAGAAGGAGGAACAGGAGGAAGAGGAAGUGCCUGUGUUUGGAGUGCCACUGUGCCUGGCCGUCCAGCGCUGCCCGGCACACGAUGGCAUCCAGCUGCCCGCCAUUGUCAGGGAGUGCAUUGACCAGAUAGAGGAGCGGGGUCUCCACUGUGAGGGCAUCUACAGGCUGAGUGGCGUCAAGAGCAAAGUACAUCAACUGCGUCGCCUCUACAACACUGGGGAGGCUGUGAGGCUGUGUGACCAGGAGCCGCACGUCAUCGCAUCCCUCCUCAAGCAGUACCUCAGGGAGUUGCCGGAGCCAGUGUUGACGUCGGACAUGAUGCCACACUUUGAGGAUGUAGCGAUGAUUCCUAACCCCGGGGAGCGCGCCGAGGCCAUGCGCCAGCUGAUCAACCGCCUGCCAACCGCCAACCGCCUGCUGCUCCAAUACAUGUUCAAGCAUAUGGGACACAUCAUUGCAAGGGAGCGUGACACCAAGAUGACCUACCAGAAUGUGAGCAUCGUGCUGUCGCCCACCAUGCAGAUUUCUCACCGGGUGCUCAAUGUCUUCUUCCUCAACCAUGCCUACCUCUUUGGGGGAGUCGCCAUCAAAAAGUACAUUCCGCCCAUUGGUAGCAGCAGCAGCGGCAGCAGUGGAGAGCGGAGUCUGGAACAGCUGCAAAGUGUGGCAGAGAUUGAGGUGGAAAUGAUGAAGCAGGAAUCUCUGUUGGCACACCUCCAUACUCAGGUAACCGCUGGGCAGGUGUCUCGGAGCAAGGAGGAGCGGCUUUGGGAGGCCCAGCGCAUUGUGACCCUUCUUAAGAGGAAGCUUCGGUCAGCCCAGCGGAGGGAGGAGGAGGAGCGAGGGAGGCGGCUGCGGAAGGAGCCGCCAGAGAGGGAGGUCACAUCGGAGGAGUGCGAGGGCGACAUAUCCUCCUAUAGAGGCGGCGCAUCAGCCUCCGAGGACAGCAGUGAAGGCGGCGGUGGUGGUGGUGGCACUGGCGGCACUGUUGGGGGUCUACAGCGGCACCCUACUCAACCCACCACCACCACCACCACCAUCACCACCACCAAUAAUGUGACAGUUAUUAGCACGGAGGAAGUGCCGACUAGUGAUGAUUGUGUUUCCGGCACUGCCAUUGUUGACGAGUGCAGUGCCGUGAGUGCCAGUGUUAGUGUGGCACCUCAGACGGAUGGUGAUUCGGCACUCCAGGGUGAUGUCAGAGUGCCAAGUGAUGAGCCCAAAACCGAGGAGGAGAAGGAGGAGGAGGAAAAGAAGGAAGAGGAGGAGGAAAACAAAGCUAGUGAUGUGAUCAAACUGGAGGAAGAGGAGAAGAAAGAGGAGGAGGAGGAGAAGGAGAGAGAAACAGGGGAACAAAUAGAUGGAGAGAGGAGAGAAGAAGGAAAGAAAGAGAGAAGGAAAAAGGAGAAGGAAUUGGAGGAGGAGGAGGAGGAGGAGGAAAAAUUCACCAACUUCACCACCAAAAUCUCCACCAAUGAGAGAGGACCCCAAGUUACUGUUAUACAAAUAGUGCCACAGGGAACAGCGGGGGUGGCACAGGGGGCCUCAGGGGUGCCGCAGGGGAGGGGAGAGCUGCCCCCGCCCCCUCGACCUGAGGCAAGACGUUUGGCUGUUGAGAAAGUUACGCUGAGAGAGACUCGGAGCCUUGACGACACUAGGCCUAAGGACAGCGAGCUCCUGUCACUGGUGGCCCGCGAGAUGCUUGUUGCAGCAGAGCACGAGGAGCUGUUGUCCAUGAACCAUGACCUCAUGCGGAAGCUCAAGGCCGAGCGCGCGGAGAUAACCAGACUCAGGGAGGAGAUACAGGAGAUGCAGACACUCUACGGCUACAGAACCUAUUCCUACGACAGCAGUGAGAGUGACGGCAGUGAGAGUGACCGCGAGAGUGACACGGAGGAGGAGAUGCUGACCAGGCUGUCCCACGUCACCAAGGCCAACAGAUUACUACAGGAGGAGAACCGAGCCCUAACACGUCGCAUACAAGAAGAACGCGAGGCUGUGGUCCAAAUGAGGGUCAGGCUACAACAGGCCCAGUGGCGUGACCUUUGCCCUGACACCCCCAUGGCACCCGUCUGCUAGCGCCCCACCACCCACGGCAUCCCUAUCCCCAUGCCCUGCUUCAAGAGUGCCUCCUGACCUACCCUAAGGCACUGGGCCCUGGCUGGUCUUGGCACAUGGUUCAAGAGUGCCUGCCAACCUAUCCUGUGGCACUUAUGCUUCAAGAGUGCCAGCCUAACUAUCCUAGGAUACUACUGUUGGCACUUAAGCUUCAAGAGUGCCUGCCAACCUACCCUGUGGCACUGAGACUGGACACUGGCUCUUGGUGGCACUCCUGGUUGGCACUUCUGGCACCUCUAGAUCUCCUGUCUGGCACUUAACUUGACCUCAUGGAAAAAAGGAAGAUUUGAGAGACUAGAUGAAGGAAUAUUUGCCAGACAGACAGAUUAUAGACAGCCAGGCAGCCAUAUUGGUGGCAUUGGUGGUUGUGGUGGUUAGCCAAGUACCAAUUAUGCUUUACAGAUGUUUAAAGAAAUAUCUAUCUAUGAAUACUGGGUAACCAUAAUGUGUGUGUGUGUGUGUGUGUGUGUAUCGAGAAAGAGACAUCCACACGUUCACACACACACACACACACACGCACAGAGACAGAGGAGGGCAGAAAAUCAUAGUAUAAUAAUAAUAAUAUAACCUGUUUAUAUACACCAGUUAUUAUGUUUUACUAUUGUUAUGUUUUAUAAAGGCUCAUAUAUACCAUUGUUAGGACUGACAGGUGAAGAAUAAGCUUGCGGACAGACAGACAGACAGAGAUAGACAGAUAGAUAAACAGACUUUUUGGCAGAGAAACAGAGAGACAGAUAGAUAGAGAGUUAGACAGAUAGAUAAACAUACUUUUUGGCAGAGAAACAGAGAGAUAGACAGAUAGAUAAACAGACUUUUUGGCAGAGAAACAGAAAUAGACAGAUAGAUAAACAGACUUUUUGGCAGAGAAACAGAGAGUUAGACAGAUAGAUAAACAUACUUUUUGGCAGAGAAACAGAUAGAUAAACAGACUUUUUGGCAGAGGGACAUAGAGAUUGACAGGCAGAAAAACAGACUUUUGACAGAGGAAUAUAGACAGACAGAGAUUAAAAGACAGACACACAUACAAAGAGACAGACAGACAGGUAGAGAUAGACAGCCAAUCCAACAGACAUGCAGCAAGCUCGUCCCUUUGUAAUAUUAAGUCCCACUACUACAGCCACACUAUGGACAACGCUUCUGGUGCUACCCUCAAACGCACGGCGCCGGCACUGUGCCAGGCCGAGGUGCAGGAUGACAUAGUGUUCCGUUCGUCCAUCGUCCUAGAAUCGGUGCCUUGAAUUGACCCUUGUUGACCUGUGGCGGCAGAGUUUGAUUGACCUGUUCAGCGGAAUGUUAUGGAUGGUGAAGAAGCUGAUGUUGAUGAUGAUGGUGAAAAUAAAAAUCACUAUACGUAAA
Molecule: messenger RNA, 4339 nt
Organism: Eriocheir sinensis (Chinese mitten crab)
Lineage: Eukaryota; Metazoa; Arthropoda; Malacostraca; Decapoda; Varunidae
Product: ralA-binding protein 1-A-like
Exons: 15
Coding region: 659-2944 (761 amino acids)
Biological process (GO): small GTPase-mediated signal transduction
Molecular function (GO): GTPase activator activity; small GTPase binding
Source: RefSeq, a predicted model, not a curated record